AUUGAAAAAAAUUUGUUGCCAAUUGUUACGAAACAAUUUUGGCAGAUAAAUUAAAAAAUCACAGAUCCAUUCCUCGGCAGUGUUUUAUUUUAGUUGAACAUUUCCAACCAACACAUACACACACACACGCACGCAGAACGCGAACUGGAGUGACCGGUCUUUCGAGUAAACACUGAAAACUGCCCGGUGUCGAACGGCGAACAUAAACAAUCCAUUUUGUUUUAAUGUCGAAUUUCACAACUUUCCGUACGCUAGCCACAAUCGGACGUAAUACGCUCGGGCGAUUUCAGUAUUGUGCGUUCUCGUAUCCAAAUCAAGUAAGUAAUUCUUAUCAGCAGUAAGCGUUGGUACGAAUGUUUUCGACGAAAAGUGUCCUUCUGUUCGUAGUGGGUGUAUUAAUAGCAUACGGAGUAAAUCGGUUCUACAGUCAGUCUACGACAACGCAAACCGACGGCACGAUGGAAGACUACAAGAAUGCUAAAUCGGUGUACGACUUCACGGUGAAGGAUUCGCAAGGGGCCGACGUCAGCCUGGAGAAGUACCGUGGCAAGGUGCUGCUAAUCGUCAACAUUGCCUCCCAGUGCGGGCUAACCAAGGGCAAUUAUGCCGAGCUGACCGAGCUAUCGCAGAAGUACGCGGAUAAGGAUUUCAAAAUUUUGUCCUUCCCCUGCAAUCAGUUCGGUGGCCAAAUGCCGGAAGGCGACGGAGAGGAAAUGGUGUGUCAUCUUCGCUCGGCCAAAGCGGAAGUAGGAGACGUUUUCGCUAAGAUCGAUGUAAACGGUGACGGCGCACAUCCGCUCUACAAAUAUCUCAAGCACAAGCAGGGUGGCACUUUGGGUGAUUCGAUCAAGUGGAACUUUGCCAAGUUUUUGGUAAACAAGGACGGUCAGCCGGUGGAUCGCUAUGCGCCUACAACGUCGCCCAGCAGCAUUGUGAAGGACAUUGAUAAGCUGCUGGGCUAGGGGGAGCAAACAGGAAGCCGAAAAAGUAUUGCAGUUUGGCAAGGGGGCUCAGUCAGGGGACAGUAAUGGUAGUUGUUAAGGUCGCAAAUGCACUUGCUUGAUUGAAUUUGCUUGUUUAUGAAUCAUGAAUUGAGAGAAUCAAUAAAAUCGUGUUUAAAACUGUUGGAAGCAUGUUUAUCAUACAUAUUGGUUUGUUCGAAAAGGAGAAGGGCGUGUAAUUAGAUUCGCAUAUUGGAAUUGGUAUUUGCAUAAUGGAGUUUUGGUAAACGUUUUUCAUACUUUGCACAAUAAUUCUCAAAGAUUGAUCAGUCGGCGAUAUGGUUCUGAUUAUUAAAGUUAACCAAAAAUUAAAAGAAUACAUUUUUCUAACUACUUUCAGAUUAAGGUGAACGGAGACGAUGCGGAUCCGUUGUACAAAUAUUUGAAGCACAAGCAGGGUGGAAUUCUGGGUGAUUCAAUUAAAUGGAAUUUCUCCAAGUUCCUGGUAAACAAGGACGGACAGCCGGUGGACCGCUACGCACCGACCACGUCGCCUAAGAGUAUCGUUAAGGAUAUCGAUAAGCUGCUGGAAGCGUAGAGAUGUUAACAGUAUAAGGUCAAACGAACCAAACGAUUGUAAUUUGUAAUCGUUCGUUGUAGUUGUGGUACGAGCAUUUGCAUUUGUGUUACGCUUCUCUAAACGACACGUGCUUCAUGCAUGUGCUGCUUCUGUGUAUUACUGUGUAUUCUUUUCAGCUGCUUCUUUCAUCUAACAUACCAGUGUUUUCAAAAUUCACAAAAAAAUAAACACUUUGUUCCGUA
This is a messenger RNA of Anopheles gambiae (African malaria mosquito), 1763 nucleotides long. RefSeq lists its product as uncharacterized. Gene Ontology annotation, molecular function: glutathione peroxidase activity. Bases 354 to 962 code for a protein of 202 amino acids. Gene Ontology annotation, biological process: response to oxidative stress. The record is from RefSeq and is a predicted model, not a curated record. The transcript is spliced from 4 exons. NCBI's taxonomy places the organism in Eukaryota, Metazoa, Arthropoda, Insecta, Diptera, Culicidae.